ACAUUUGACAAGACGUUGACGUUUGUCAAAAACAAAUUUUGAUUAAUUAUUAUUAUUUACAAACAUUCCUGUUCUUCCCAAUAGUGAAGUGCAAAUUUGUUAGGGAAUCACCGGUGUUAUCAUAUAAACUUGGCACUUCUCGCGAAGUGCUCUAAUUUCUGAUCAAUUGAAUAUUAUGACAACUCUCAUGAUGGACUACGAAUUUAAAAUGAAGACUCAGAAUGAGCGGGUAAAGGUGGAGGAUUUGUUCGAUUACGAAGGUUGUAAGGUAGGUCGGGGCACGUACGGCCAUGUGUAUAAAGGGCGGCGGAAAGACGGGUCGGACAAUCGAGACUAUGCCCUAAAACAGAUCGAGGGGACAGGACUAUCCAUGUCAGCAUGCAGAGAAAUAGCGCUUUUAAGGGAAUUGAAACACCCAAACGUUAUCACGUUAAUUAGAGUCUUUUUAUCUCACAAUGAUAGAAAAGUGUGGCUUUUAUUCGACUUCGCCGAACACGACCUGUGGCACAUUAUUAAAUUUCACAGAGCCGCUAAAGCUAAUAAGAAGCCAGUCAUGGUCCCUAAAGGAAUGGUGAAGUCAUUGCUUUACCAAAUUUUAGACGGAAUUCAUUAUUUGCACUCAAAUUGGGUGUUACACAGGGACUUAAAACCGGCUAAUAUUCUGGUUAUGGGUGAAGGGCCGGAGAGAGGACGUGUUAAAAUCGCAGAUAUGGGUUUUGCGAGACUUUUUAACGCACCAUUGAAACCUCUAGCUGAUUUGGACCCCGUUGUGGUCACUUUUUGGUACCGAGCGCCAGAAUUAUUGCUCGGAGCUCGCCAUUACACGAAAGCAAUUGAUAUUUGGGCCAUUGGAUGCAUUUUUGCCGAACUGUUGACCUCAGAACCAAUUUUUCAUUGUCGGCAAGAAGACAUCAAAACCAGCAAUCCGUACCAUCAUGACCAGUUAGACAGGAUUUUUAACGUUAUGGGAUUCCCCCUUGAAAAGGACUGGGAAGAUAUCAAAAAAAUGCCCGAACAUCCCACACUAGUUAAAGAUUUUAAAAAACAAAGCUAUAUCAACUGUUCGUUAGUAAAAUACAUGGAUAGACAUAAGAUUAAACCUGACAGUAAAGCGUUUCACUUAUUACAAAAGUUAUUAUUAAUGGACCCAAAUAAACGAAUUACUUCAGAACAAGCGAUGCAAGAUGCCUACUUUUCUGAAGACCCUCUACCUACGCAGGACGUUUUCGCGGGUUGUCCAAUCCCAUAUCCCAAGCGCGAAUUUUUGACUGAUGACGAUCAGGAAGAGAAGGCUGAAAGUAAGCAACGUCAAAACCAGCAGCAACAGCAACAACAACAACAGCAGCAAUCCCAGCAACAGCAACAACAGCAGCAGCAGCAACAACAACAGCAAUCCCAACAGCAACAAUCUGGAAAUGGGGAUAAUCACGGGAAUCCCUCAAAACGUGUGAGAUUGUCGGGGAAUGCCCAUCCCGGCCAAGUCAAUCCACAAGCUAUUCCAAUAUCGCAACAACAGGAGUUUCAUCAGCAGCAGAUGAUGUAUAAUAACGGGUCGCAACAACAACAGAAUUUUCAACAAAGAUUUUAAAUUUAGGUUUAAGACAUUAAUAAAUUUCUAUAAAUCGUA
Tribolium castaneum (red flour beetle) is the source of this 1627-nucleotide messenger RNA. It is a transcript of the gene Cdk8, whose product is annotated as Cyclin-dependent kinase 8. The transcript is spliced from 5 exons. Gene Ontology annotation, cellular component: nucleus. Gene Ontology annotation, molecular function: ATP binding; protein serine/threonine kinase activity. NCBI's taxonomy places the organism in Eukaryota, Metazoa, Arthropoda, Insecta, Coleoptera, Tenebrionidae. The record is from RefSeq and is a predicted model, not a curated record. Gene Ontology annotation, biological process: protein phosphorylation. The coding region runs from base 176 to 1588 and encodes 470 amino acids.